ACAAGUUCACCAAAUUAUUAGGAAACACAUGCGGGUACCACAUGCUCACGUUUAUUGUGAGAGAUUGUAGCUGUGAUGCCUAUUUUGCUCACCAAUAGGAUUGAAUUAUGAAUUGCACCUAUAUAUAGAGAUUGAAGAAAUUGGUGAGAGCAUAAAAACAUUGAGCUUGAGUUUCCUUUGUAACAAAAAGAGUAACCAUGGCAAACAAGUUCCAUGUCCGCUCAAACAGUUUCCCUUGUGGAUCUCAUCCUACCACCACUAAUGUAGAGGAAGAGCUGAACAAGCUCAAAACUUGGGAAGCCACAUCCACAUCCACAUCAAACUCCAUUGCCACCGGCUUGUCCUUGCUUCAAGAUUUACAUAUUUGCUUGGAAGAUCUUCUCAAUUUGGAAUCAACCCAAAAGCUGAUUUCCAACCAUCAAGGUGAGAAAUGCGUGGAAGAGCUUCUGGAUGGUUCAGUGAAAGUUUUGGAUGUAUGUGGCAUCACAAGGGACACCAUGUUUCAAAUUAAGGAAAAUGUUCAAUCCCUUCAUUCUUCUCUUAGAAGAAGAAAAGGGGACUCAAGCAUCGAAAGAAUCAUAGCCGAAUAUAAUUUCUUCUCAAAGAAGAUGAAGAAGAAUGCCAAGAAGAUGAUCACAACUUUGAAGCAGAUGGAGACCAAAUUUGGGGUAUCCCCACUCUUAAAUCAAGACCAACAACUCGCUGCUUUGGUUAGAGUGCUUAGGGAAGUCAUUGUAAUGAACAUCUCUAUCUACCGAUCUCUGCUAGCUUUCUUGGCCGUGCCUGCUUCAAAGUCAAUGGCUACCAAAUGGUCACUAGUAGCAAAAUUGAUGCACAAGGGAGUGAUAUCAUGCCAAGAGAACCAAGAGAAUUCCAAUGAGUUGAAGAGUGUGGAAGCAUCUUUAAGCCACCUACAAAGUGAAGGUAGUAACGUUGCAAAGAUGCAGGUUGCACAUGAAAGAUUGGAAGCAUUGGAGAAUGCCAUUCAAAGAAUAGAAAAUGGAUUGGAGAGUGUAUUCAGGUGCAUGGUUAAAACGAGAGCCUGCCUUCUGAACAUCAUGACUCAAUAGAAAUUAUUAGUCAUGGUUUUCUAUCCAAAUCCUUCAGAGCAUCCAAAAUUUAGGGAUCUGCUGUGGAUUGGAAAAUUUUGACCCAUCAAUUUGUACAUUAUACAAUUCAAUAG
Molecule: messenger RNA, 1183 nt
Organism: Cajanus cajan (pigeon pea)
Lineage: Eukaryota; Viridiplantae; Streptophyta; Magnoliopsida; Fabales; Fabaceae
Biological process (GO): root development; shoot system development
Source: RefSeq, a predicted model, not a curated record